Elaeis guineensis (African oil palm) is the source of this 1263-nucleotide messenger RNA. Its product is annotated as eukaryotic translation initiation factor 3 subunit K. Gene Ontology annotation, cellular component: cytoplasm; eukaryotic translation initiation factor 3 complex. Lineage: Eukaryota; Viridiplantae; Streptophyta; Magnoliopsida; Arecales; Arecaceae. Gene Ontology annotation, molecular function: ribosome binding; translation initiation factor activity. The record is from RefSeq and is a predicted model, not a curated record. Gene Ontology annotation, biological process: regulation of translational initiation.
AUCCAGGCCUUCCGAUCAGUAGUGCCUUGGGAACGGACCCUUAAAUCCAACGGCCACAAUCAUCUCAACUGCGGUCUACUCGCGUAUAUGUGCCCUUGCUCAUUGCGACACAGGGCCCUUCCAAUUUCAGGAUCGGGGUUAGGGUUUCUCCGGCUUCGCCUCAUAUAUCUCUUUCUCGUCUACGGUUUGUAGGGUUUUUGAUCUAGCGCUUCGAUUGAGAGAUGGUGAGAGAACGAGAGUCCCAGCAGCAGCAGCAGCAGGUCUCGUACACGGUGGAGCAGCUCGUUGCCGUGAACCCUUACAACCCCGACAUCCUCACCGAUCUCGAGAACCAUGUCAAUGAACAGGUUUCUUCUCAAACAUACAGUUUGGAUGCAAAUCUUUGCCUUCUUCGGCUUUAUCAGUUUGAGCCAGAACGGAUGAGCAUCCCAAUUGUAGUUCGGAUUUUGAUCAAGGCUCUCAUGGCAAUGCCAGCACCAGAUUUUAGCCUUUGUCUCUUCUUGAUUCCCGAACAAGUGCAAAUGGAGGAGCAAUUCAAGACACUGAUUGUCCUCUCUCACUAUCUAGAGACUGCAAGAUUUCAUCAAUUUUGGGAUGAAGCUGUGAAGAACCGCAGCAUACUUGAAGUUGUUCCAGGUUUUGAGCAAGCAAUCCAAGCUUAUGCAAUUCACGUCCUCUCCUUAACAUACCAGAAAGUACCCAGGCCUAUACUUGCAGAGGCCAUCAACAUUGAAGGUCUCUCCCUGGACAAGUUUCUGGAGUACCAGGUGGCCAACAGUGGCUGGGCCCUUGAGAAGGGUCAUGGCCGCUCCCAGCUUAUCGUCCUCCCCCGCAAUGAGUUCAACCACCCAGAGCUCAAGAAGAACGCAGUGGACAGUGUCCCGCUCGAACACGUUACCCGCAUCUUCCCCAUCCUGAGUUGAAAAGAUGGUUAGGAUUCAACACUUAUGUGUUGCACUCGAAGCUGAUGCAGAAUCCAGGUGUAUCGAGGACCUCUCUGAUGUAAUGGUACAGUUGCUGUGCUUUGCAAUCUUGGCUUAUAGGAUAAUUUGGAUGGACCCCAUUUUUGUUACAAACAAUAUAAGCCAAAUCUAUCCAGAAUAUGAGCGAUCCUAGAGUAUGUUAAGUGUGUUGGAUUUUGAUGAGCAUCCUGGAAGUGUUGUUGUUUCUACUUGCAGGGAUAUUGCGACCCAAUGCAUCAAACAGGUUUUCUUUAUUUAUUUUUAAUGCCCCUCUCAGUAGAAGAGACUUCCCUUUUCUUGC